AUGACGGCGCAUCCAGCCGCUUCCGCGGCCGCCGCCCUCGCCCCGCUGCUUCUGACCAUCCGCUUCUCGGCCUCGAUCCCCGACCUCAACCUCGACAUCUCGUCUCCUCAGCGCACCACCGUCCUCUCGCUCAAACACCUCCUGCGCACCCGCCUCGAUUCCCGCAACCGCCUCCGCCUCAUCCACCAAGGCCGCAUCCUUCCCGACGAAUCCGCCCUCAGCGCCGUCCUCAAGCCUCUUGCUCCGCCGACCUUUUCGGACGACACCGACGAUGCGCCAGCAGCAGGCGCAGUAAGCAGGGCAAAGAACAAGGGCAAGGGCAAGGCCGUCGACGCCGCCAGGCCCGCCCCCGUCCGCAUCUACGUCAACUGCUCCAUCGGCGAUGAGCUGUCGCCCGAGGAGCUCGCCGAAGAGCAGGCCGCCGCCGAGAACCCCCCCGUCGAGCCUGCCCAAGGGCCUAGCACCAAGCCCCCGGCAUGGACCCGCCCUCGGCCGCGCGGCUUCGACCGCCUCCUCCAGGCCGGCUUCACCUCGUCCGAGAUUUCCACCCUCCGCACCCAGUUCGCCUCCAUCCAUACCGAGCGCUUCGCUCCCGACGCCAUGCCUUCUCCCGACUCGCUGCGCAGCCUCGAGGACGCGUGGAUAGACUCCAACGCUGGCGAGCUGCCCUCUGCCGCGAAUCCGCUCGAGGAAGACCUCAGCAGCAUGUCGACUGUGCUGGACAUUCUCAUUCGCGGCAUGAUGAUUGGCUUCUUCUUCCCUCUCGGCAGCUUGACGUGGCUCCUUCGCCAGGGCGUAUGGAGCGAUAAGUGGCAGAUCUUCGUAGGCUCUGGCGUGGUCUUAAGCCUCACAGUCGGCGUCGUAAUGGGGAUCUCGGGAGAGCAUUGA
Hirsutella rhossiliensis is the source of this 888-nucleotide messenger RNA. RefSeq lists its product as uncharacterized. The transcript has a single exon. Lineage: Eukaryota; Fungi; Ascomycota; Sordariomycetes; Hypocreales; Ophiocordycipitaceae. The record is from RefSeq and is a predicted model, not a curated record. Bases 1 to 888 code for a protein of 295 amino acids. Gene Ontology annotation, biological process: protein processing. Gene Ontology annotation, cellular component: Dsc E3 ubiquitin ligase complex; endoplasmic reticulum.